GUCAUUCAACAGAAGUCGCCAUCUUAGAAUGUAGUAGUGUUGGUGGUACAGCUGACCUGUCAUUGCACAGUUGAAAUUGGUGGUGAUUAGUAGAGAACAGGGGAUUGUAGGCCCCGCUGUGCUCAUAUAGAUCUACUGUUAUCGUGACAGUGAAGAUGGCAGGACAGACGAUAAACGACAGGCUACUUGCUGCAAGACAUAGUUUAGCCGGUCAGGGCCUGGCUAAAUCUGUUUGCAAGGCAACCACAGAGGAGAUGAUCGGCCCAAAAAAGAAGCACUUGGACUAUCUGAUACAUUGUACAAAUGAACCAAAUGUCUCAAUACCACAGCUAGCUAAUCUGCUGAUAGAACGAUCACAGAAUACAAAUUGGGUUGUUGUGUUCAAGGCUCUGAUUACAGUACAUCAUAUGAUGUGCUAUGGUAAUGAGCGUUUCACACAGUAUUUGGCUUCAAGCAACAGUACCUUCCAGUUAAGCAAUUUCUUAGAUAAAUCAGGGGUCCAAGGUUAUGACAUGUCUCCAUUUAUUAGGAGAUACGCCAAGUACCUGAAUGAAAAAGCGCUCUCAUACAGAACUGUUGCAUUUGAUUUUUGUAAAGUAAAACGUGGGAAAGAUGAUGGAACAUUAAGAACAAUGAGUGCAGAGAAACUACUCAAAACCUUGCCAGUGCUACAGAGCCAACUUGAUGCAUUGUUGGAAUUUGAUUGUACAGCAAAUGACUUAACUAAUGGUGUCAUUAACAUGGCAUUUAUGCUACUCUUCAGAGAUCUGAUUAGGUUAUUUGCUUGUUACAAUGAUGGCAUAAUAAACCUGCUAGAAAAAUAUUUUGAUAUGAAUAAGAAGCAGUGCAGAGAUGCUCUGGAUUUGUACAAGAAAUUUCUCAUUAGAAUGGACAGAGUAGCAGAAUUUCUUAAAGUUGCAGAGAAUGUUGGUAUAGACAAAGGAGACAUACCAGACUUGACAAAGGCUCCCAGUAGUCUUUUGGAUGCUCUGGAACAGCAUUUAGCAUCACUGGAAGGCAAGAAGGGCUCUGCAGCAAACACACCUACACAGACUGCAAGUAAUCGCACCAAUGUUAAGUCAGGAGUUUCUGCACUUUCCUCAACCAGUACAGCAUUUGGGACAGCAGCUGCCAAUGCAAGGCUAGACUCCCAUACCAAUGGUAUUGAUGAGUCACUUAAACAGCAAGUAUUGGCAGAAGAAGAAGCUGCUAUGAAUCAGUACAAGGCAAAAGUUUCGUCCCCAACUAGUGGCAGUCAGAGUACCAAUCCAUUCUUAAGCUCUCCUACAUCAGCUACACCUGUAACAACUGCUGCAACAUCACAGCCAAUUGUUGAUUUGUUUGGUUCCCCAACAUCAGGUCCAGAAUCUUCACAGCAAAUCGUAAAGGCAUCAGAUGACCUUCUGCAGUUGAGUGGAAAUCCAUUUGCAGACAUAUUCUCAGCAACACCACAGCCAGUGUCUGUUCCAGCUGGGAAGACUUCAACGGACAUUUGGUUAUCAAAUGGUUUCAAGCCUACACCAGUUUCCAGCACAAACGCAUUUGUUUCUGACCAGAACUUCACAUCAGUUUUUGGAGGUGGUGAGGCAACAGCUGCGACUGCCGGGACGGCUGCACCGAAUCCCUUCAUGUCCGACUUUAGCCCGGCUCGUGGAAGCCACCAGGAAACCACCUCCUCAGCCAUGGCCACUGGGUUGGGGAUAUUUGACGAGCAAACAAAAGGGGGGGAUAGUGGGAAUGAUCUUUUUGGGAAAGAUUUUGGAGGCGGUCGAGACACUGGCUUAUUCACAGGGGGUGAGGGACUCUUGCAACCCACAGAGGUAUCAGGUUUAGAGGAAAAAAAGGUCAGAGAGGAACAGUCAGUGUCUGAUAAUAGCAUUACAGAGGGAUCUGCCCAGAUGGCUGCGAAAGUGGCAUCACCUCCACCUCCCCGUCCUCCUCCUCCUGCUACAAGUGGAACACCAAGGACGGACUCUCCUGUGCAUGCUGGAGGCUCUCCUAGCAGACCUGCUCCUGCCAAUAUUCCAUCAAAGAGUGCUUUUGAGGACCUCAAUGAAAGUAUUCGCGCUGCUCUGGGUGGCUCACCUACGCGACCUCCACCCUCUGUGGGGUCAGUCACGACAUCUGUGCCUGCAUCGUAUCCUGCGCAGCCUAUGUAUGGUGGGUUCGAUAUGGGGAUAAUGGCCGGAGGAGGAGGAGGUGGAGGUGUGGCGUUUGGCCAGACACCUGCUGGUGCUCCUAUGGGCUACGGCUCACCAGCCAAACAAGGAAUGGGCAUGACAGGUUUUGAUGGCUUGGGCGAUGUGUUGCUACCAUCUCAGCAACACAGUGGUGGUCCUGGUCCCGUUUCAGCAGUCCCAGGCCUAGCUGCCACUGCUGCAAGCUCUGUACCUGCAGACAGCAGCAGUAAGGUGCUCACUGGAGACUUGGAUAGCAGCCUUGCUUCUCUGGCACAGAACUUAACUAUCAACAAGGGCAGCACUCAGACUGUGAAGGGUGUUCAGUGGAACUCUCCCAAAAACGCUGCAAAACCAGGAGCUACUGGUUGGUCCCCACAACCGAUGGCUGCAACGACUGGCGCUGGGUAUCGACCUAUGGGGCCCGGAAUGUCCAGUAUGCCAUUUCAAGCAUUAUCACCUGUGAAUUUGCAGGGCAUACGACCAGUAGGUGCUGUCCCUAUUAUGGGUAAUCCUGGCAUGAUUGGAGGUGGUGCUACCAUGAUGGGGAGCCCUCGAAUUGGGGGACCGGCACCUGGUAUGAUGGCUGCAACACCUGCACCCACUUUGAAUGCACAGCAAGCACAACAGCAAGCCCAACAAGGGACACAACUUGAUCCUUUUGGAGCUUUGUAGGGAUGUAAAUAAAGCUCUCAACAAACUUAGACCCCUCAAAUUAAUGUGCUGAAGUUCCAAUAGUUUCAUGUGGAUCUGAAUAAUUCGUUGGUGACUUCCAGUGAUAUGGUUCUAGCACAGUAUGCAUGGAUACUGAUGACAUUAAAGGCUGUGGUGUACAAUGAGUUAAGAUUUUUGUUUACAAGGCCCUUGUGCUUAUGACUUAGUUCUGAAGAAACAUUGUUUGUGAAGGGUAGAUCUGGUUGCAGUGAGUGUAAGGUGUACAAUCUCAAAUUGUCACAUACAGAGGUAAAGGAAACUGUUGGUUAUGUUGUUAAAUUUGGUAUAUUAUUCCACUGCUUUUUACAACCAAAGAGUAUUAAAGUAAUUUGGAAUUGUUUGUCAGACCAAUAAAAUCAAAAUUUGUUGGAUGUUUAGUAUUCACAAGGAAAGUUAAAUUUGUAUGUUAGGUUUGUAUUAAUUGUUGCUCAUCUUGCCCUCCUCCAACUGAACACAAUAGAGUGGACACUUAUAGUAAUUGAUAUUUGGUAAUUGAAAGUGUACUGUUGGAGCAGUUUGAGCAGAGUUUAGUUCCCUCAUUAGGUUAAUAUUGAUAUAUAUUAAAUGUUGAGGUCCUGCUCAUUGUUCUGUUUUGCAUUCCAUAAGUGGAGCAAAGGCUAAGUUAUAAUCUGAAUGUUUGCAUUGUGAUUGUGCAAAACUGUUGUACAGGUGUUAAUAAGACUUUUGCUUUCUAUUUGUAAACUUCCUAGGUAUAGUAUCAAAUUAACUUCACUGUACAGUAAUUAUAAUGGAGAUAGCUACUGGUGCAAGUAUUAAAUUAACAUCUUGUAACUUACUCUGAAGUAUGUGACAGUAAUGAAGUGUAGAGAUUGAUUUCAGUGUACUCAUUUUGAGUAAAUAUUUGUUUCUAGUGAGUAGUUGACACAUCCUGUAUUCAUUGCAUGACAUGGCAGGUUUAAAUUAUGUUGGUAAUUGUAACUACAAGAGGAAAAAAUUUCAUGUGGAUUGCAACAAGUUUCACUGUUUAUUUUUGACAGUAUAGAUUCAAAUUACUAAUCUUAUUUAGAUAAUUACAGUUAAUUGAACGUACAUUAAUUUUCUGUAAAAACUGAAGACGUUUAAACAGCAGCAGUGCAAGUAAACUAAAAUGUUUUGCAAGCAUGUUUUAACACCAUGGUUUGUGUGUGUUAAAUAGAUCUGUUUCCUGUACUUACAAAAUUGAAAGUGAGUCUGUUGGAUUUAAAGUGAAUCGAAUAUUCAUUGUUGAUUAUGAAUGGGAAUGAAUGAAAUAGAAGAUAGUGCUCCAGUAGAAAGCACUGUAAGAUAAGUGUAUCGAAAUUUAUCUUAAAGGAAACUGUAUAUAAGAUAUAUUAUGUGUGUUAAAUGUUUAACAGCAUUUAUGUUCCCCAAUACUGUACAUGUGUAUUGUAUUAAGAUUGAUGUUGAUAAAUGUAUAUCUAUAUAUAAACUUCAUUCAGUCCUGUAGAUGUACUCAGUAAAGAAGAGGAUGCGUGUUUCUCAACUUCGUCUUCCUUGGUGAACCUCGAUAGUGCUUCUUUCUGACCCAUCAUUCCUCCCAGUAGACUAGAAUCCAUAAAAUUUUUAGAAAAUGUUUCCCAGUUUUGCAGUUACUUUUAAUUUUUAUAUGUGUACGUUAGUAAUGAUUUUGUUGACCACAACAAGCACGUGUUCCACAUUCUCUCUAAGCUGGACUGCAGUUUCCUUGUGUAGAAAGGAACACUGAAAACUCAUUCACAUAUUUCUAGCAUAUGUAAGUCAUUGCUGUGUGUAUGAAAAAGAAUAUGUGUGUAAUCUUAUUGAAGCAUUGUAAUGUGUCCAAUGUUAACAUAGCACUAACAGUGUAAUUUUGUCACAGAAAUGCUUUAAGUGUUCUAAGGUAUAUACUGGCUGUAAGUUUGCUGAAUAUUCAUUUGUAACAGGGCACAUUUGCCUGCAGUGUUAGUUACCCAUCACGUGUGUGUGUGUGUGUGUGUGUGUGUGUGUGUGUGUGUGUGUGUGUGUGUGUGUGUGUGUGUGUGUGUGUACGCGCACAUAGUUGCACGUAAGUCUUCAUGUGCAUGACAGGCAGAUAUUAAAUGUUGAUUGUAACAAGACAAUAUUAUGGUAUAAGUGUUGCAGUGGUCUAUACUGUAGAAACUUACUUAAAAUUCCGUAAAGAGUUUUUUAUGUAAUGUUUCUAGACUGAGAAUGAAUAUUUUCCUUAUCUGUCAAAGCUUAAUAUUGUACAGUAGCCAUUGCCAUUUGCACGCCUCAUUAAAUUCAAACAAAACAUACAUACAGGAAAUGAUGUAGGAGAUGUUAGACAAAAUAUAGAUAAAAAUAUGCUGUUGUUCAAUGAACUAUUGAAGUAUACUGUAGUAAACAUGUCAAGAGAUAUAAUAUAUGUUUUCAGUGUGAAUCUACCAGAACUUCGUUUUUAUUUAAGUUCAUAGAAGUCUUUAAUUUCCUGAAUUUUCAUCCUAUUUGUAUGUGUGUGAAUUCAGUCCUAGAUGGUUUAUUCACAUAAUUGAUGUUCAUAUCAUUGUAGGAAAGCAAGGCAGAGACUUAUGCUGAGGUGCAGUACAAAUCACCUCAGAUUAAACCACAUUUUAUCAAGUUUCAGUUUAGACUAUGUAUGGAAUAAAGAUGUUACCUGUUGGAGCUAAA
Schistocerca nitens (vagrant locust) is the source of this 5519-nucleotide messenger RNA. RefSeq names its product phosphatidylinositol-binding clathrin assembly protein LAP (gene lap). The transcript has 18 exons. Bases 156 to 2852 code for a protein of 898 amino acids. The record is from RefSeq and is a predicted model, not a curated record. Lineage: Eukaryota; Metazoa; Arthropoda; Insecta; Orthoptera; Acrididae. Gene Ontology annotation, molecular function: 1-phosphatidylinositol binding; phosphatidylinositol-4,5-bisphosphate binding; clathrin heavy chain binding. Gene Ontology annotation, biological process: clathrin coat assembly; synaptic vesicle budding from presynaptic endocytic zone membrane; clathrin-dependent endocytosis. Gene Ontology annotation, cellular component: synaptic vesicle; clathrin-coated vesicle; clathrin-coated pit.